GAGAGAGAGAGAGAGAGAGAGAUUGUGGACGACAAGAGAGCAGCUGAGGAGACAGGCAGACGAGGAGUCCAGCUUUUUCCAGACAAGCACAGGACCUGAGAAGGUCUGACCGUCUUCUGCCUGGGGCUCCAGAUGAGUCCAUAUACUGGGUACCUCCCGAAAAGAGCAAAGAAAAAAAGUCCUUUGCCUGGUCCCUGGCUUCCCAGGCGGUCCCUUCGCGAUCCAGGGAUCCCUUGCACCCUGAGCAGCCUUUGUCUCCCUUCCACAUCCCGCUUUUAGCUACAUCUUCUCUUGCAAACUGCUGGAGAUUUUAGAGGGAGAAAGAGACCAAGACAGAGGCAGGCACACCUGUCUCUCUCUCUCUCGCUCUCCAGAUGCCCAAAGGAUCUUGAAACAACUCUAUCAAGGAGGCAGACAGCAAGCCUCGAGAGUCUGGCUAUGAGAACCCAAAGUGCCCCCAAAGUGAAGCCCCAAGCCUUCUCUUUCCUUCCCCGGGGGGUCUUCCAAACCUUCCUCUCCAGCAUCCUUACCUUUCCUGCAGACCAUCGCCUCUGAAGGAGGAAAGAGGCUGGGCAUGUCCUUCUUCCCUGCCUUCUUUGCCCGAAGCCUUUUCUCGGUUGAAUCCGUCGCAAGAAGAGGAACAAAAGAUCCCAGGAGGAGGUGGCUCUCUCUCCCGCAUCAACCCUUCUCCUCCACCUUUGUGGCUCUGAAGUCCAGAGUCUCUACUCUCCCCUUGAUCCUCAGGGCCCCCCUUGGAGACUGGCCCUGCCUCUGUGCCUCCAGAUUGCCUGUAGUCCUCUCUGAGGAACAGAUGAGGAAGAGAUAAAGGCGGGUCUCGGUGUGUCUACCUCUCUCUGGGCUGAAUAGUCCAGCACUUCAAGCUGAUCCUAUCCUUUUGGAGUUAGUGCAGCAAGGACUGUAGGAUUGCAAAAGUUGGUCCUUUCCCCUUCCUGGAAGUAACUCCUCUGCCUUCCCUCUCACUCCACCUCCAGAAGUCUCGGAUCGUGGCCCAUGCCUUGCAGACAUCCUGGCGGAUACAGCUGGAGGGGCCACAGCUGGAUCCUGGAAGAGCAUCAGGUCAAGGGAGAGAGAAGCCCUGGUUCGCCUGGCUUCGAAGGGGCGUGUCUCUCCCUCCAUGCUUUGAUGGGGCCACCCUCCCUCCCAAUCUCUCUCCGCUGCCCUCCUAAAACAAAGGCAUAGUCCUUCCCGUCUGGGGAGCCAGCAUGCAACGGGAUCUUGGAGCACCUUUGGCUGAAAGGAAGAAGCUGGGAGCAUGAGCGCUCCUAGACUCGAGCCUCCUUCUUUAGGCUCCCCUCGCAAGAGCUCUUCCUUCUCGGCUUCUCCGAAGGGACCCCCGCCCCCUUUCCACCCUCCUGGGGCCUGACCAGUGCCCAACAUCAAAAGCCCGAGGAGAAGAAAAAAGGCAGAGGGGAAGAGAAAGUUGGGGCUGGAUCCUGGCCUUCUCUGGGCUCGCAGGGAAGGAAACCGGGGGCCUUCUUUCUUGGAGGAUCGGAGCCUCUCCUUCUGCUCCUCCUGCUGGGUCAGAGCUGAGGAGGCGCCCUUGAUGGCCCUGCGCGCUGGGACAGCUUGGUUUGGGCAGGUCCUGCGCACAGUUUGCCGGCUGCAAGGUCCCUGGUCCAGACGCUCCAGCAGCCUCCUGUGCCUCUCGGCCUCCCAGGAGCCCGACCAGGGAGCAGCGGAGCAGGCCUUUCAGCACCCUGGACAGCAGCUCCUCAAGGAAAGUCCCGCUCCUUCUGGGCAGUCCUUUCAACACCUUGGUCAGCAGCCCAGUGGUAGUGCCAUCGCUGCGGAGUCCUUUCAGCACCCUGGACAGCAGCACAGUGGAAGACUUAUCCCCGGGGAGCCAUUUCAGCAUCUUGGUCAGCAGCCUUGUGGAAGUCAAGUUGGUUGCCCUGGGAAGUCCUUUCAGCUCCCCGGACAGCCAGGAAGUCCCAUUCCUGGGCACCUUGGGGAGUCCUUUCAGCACCCUGGAGAUAAGCCUCACCCAGGAAGUCCCAUCCCUGGCCACCCUGGGGAGUCCUGUCAUCGUCCUCUGCCCAGCACUUUGCCUCUUACACCAGUGGGCGGCUGCAUCUGUUGCACCCUGUUGAAUCCCCCGGAUGCCAGGAGGGGACAUGGUCCCUUCCGUGGGCCCUUCCUGGAGGCCAUGAAGAGGCAGAAUGUGCGGACCCUCUCCCUGAUCAUCUGCACGUUCACCUACCUGCUGGUGGGGGCCGCCGUCUUCGACGCCCUGGAGUCCGACCACGAGAUGCGCGAGGAGGAGCAGCUGAAAGCCGAGGAGACCCGGCUCAAGGGGAAGUACAACAUCACCCAGGACGACUACCAACAGCUUGAGGAGAUCAUCAUGCAGUCAGAACCCCACCGGGCUGGGGUCCAGUGGAAGUUUGCAGGGUCCUUCUACUUUGCCAUCACGGUCAUCACCACCAUAGGUUAUGGACAUGCUGCUCCAGGAACAAAUGCUGGGAAGGCUUUCUGCAUGUGCUACGCUGCUCUGGGCAUUCCCUUGACCCUGGUCAUGUUCCAGAGCCUUGGUGAACGCAUGAACACCUUUGUCAAGUACCUCUUGCAACGGAUGAAGAAGUGCUGCAGGAUGAGAAGUACGGAUGUAUCCAUGGAGAACAUGGUGGCUGUUGGGUUCUUCUCCUGCAUAGGGACCCUCUGCAUAGGAGCAGCAGCCUUUUCCCAUUGCGAGGAGUGGAGUUUUUUCCAGGCCUUCUAUUACUGUUUUAUCACAUUGACUACAAUAGGGUUUGGGGACUACGUGGCCCUUCAGACAAAGGGAGCCCUUCAAAAGAAGCCACUCUAUGUGGCAUUUAGCUUUAUGUACAUCCUUGUGGGAUUGACUGUCAUUGGGGCAUUUCUCAAUCUGGUUGUUCUCAGGUUGUUCAUGAACAUUGAAGAAGAAAGACGGGAGGCCGAAGAGCGGGCAUCCCUGGCAGGGAACCACAACAGCAUGAUCAUUCACAUCCAAGAGGACUCCCAACAUGGUCGGCCUCGGUAUAAGGCCGAAGUUACUGACCUCCACUCUGAUUGUACAUGCAUGUGCUACAGGUCCCAUGAAUACACCAGCCGGAUGGUGUCCCACCAAAAUUCCUUCAGCUCCAAGCUGAACCUUCAGUACUUUCACUCCAUCUCCUACAAGAUUGAGGAGAUCUCGCCAAGCACAUUAAAAAAUAGCCUUUUCCCAUCCCCUGUCAGCUCCAUCUCACCUGGGUUACACAGCUUUACAGAUAGUCACAGGCUGAUGAGACGUCGGAAGUCCAUUUGAAAUAGUUUGCCUUUGCGGGGUUUUGAUCAUUUAUUCCUAGGGGUUCUUUUUUGUAAAAAAAGAAAACAACAGCAAGGACAGUAAUUCCUUGUGUGAGCCAGAGCGAGGCAAAU
Molecule: messenger RNA, 3402 nt
Organism: Sceloporus undulatus (fence lizard)
Lineage: Eukaryota; Metazoa; Chordata; Lepidosauria; Squamata; Phrynosomatidae
Gene: KCNK9
Product: potassium two pore domain channel subfamily K member 9
Exons: 3
Coding region: 1565-3289 (574 amino acids)
Biological process (GO): potassium ion transmembrane transport; stabilization of membrane potential
Cellular component (GO): membrane
Molecular function (GO): potassium ion leak channel activity
Source: RefSeq, a predicted model, not a curated record